UUAUAUAGAUAUAUACACGUUUACACGGAAUCCUAUUGAAUAAUCGUGCAACGACGUCUAGGAUUAAAUAGCGAUAUCUACCGGGAGACAAAGUCUCGAAUGCUGAUCGCAUUCAUCUCGUCCCGAGGAAGAGAGAGAGAGUUGUCCUUAAUUUUACUUUUAAUAGAAGAGAAGUAGACGAAGAAAAAACGCGCUGAUCAAAAAAGAAGUCUACUGCUACUACUACUGAUAGAUUCCUAUUAUAAAAUUAUCGAAGCCAUGCCGCGUCUUAGGAUAAGACCUGGGAGGAAGCGAGCGAGCGGAACACAUAAAUAAUUAAACGUUCACGUUGAUAUUUAUCAAAGAAAGAUAUAAAUCGAACGAUAUUAUAUCUUUAGUAAAUCUUAGAGAAAGAAGAGCGCGACUUUUUUGCGUGAGAAAAAAAGGCGACCAUCGAUAUACUUUAUCGGUUUCGACGCUCGCAACUCAAAGCCCGAAACUUCGUCACUGAAGAAUUCAGAAAGACACGAUCGAGGGGAUUAUUUACUCGCGACGAUUGUUUGAUAUUUCUGAAACGAUAUUUCGAUAUUAUAUAACAUCCUGGUAAGAAGAAUCGACGAUCAGCCAAGAUGCCGCGAUGCUACAUGGUAAAGAAGGCUCUGUGCAACAAGUACAUAACUAGCGUUGCCAGAGGAUUCGAGAGCUGGGGUCGCGGAAGGAGCACGCCAUCGCCAACCACCAUACAGCUGCCGGUCUCAUCCGUCGAAGGGUGCGUCGCAACCCCUGUUGCACAAGAAUGUGCGAAUACAACACAAUUGAGGGAUGCGACAGCUGUGCUCGAUGCAAAACUAUCCAAAGAACAGCCGAGCGUUGCGAGCACGACGAUCACAACAACAGCGUCAUUAUCAUCCGUCAACGCGACCACAUCGUCCGCAACGGACUGUUCGAUGACGACUCGAAUAGAGACGAGCGUCAUAGUCACGUGCAGCACUACGUCUCUGACAACUCCACCUCUCACAGAAUCGAUCGCCUCUACCGUUCAGGAGGCGACAACGACGACGGUGAUUUCCUUAGCUCCGUCGAGCGUGCGGUCAACAACCGAGGAGACCACGACAUCGUCUAUCGCGACGCUGCACCGUUCGCCGUCCGGAGAAAUGCCCAUGUUUAAGGAUCGCUCCCCGGCGGAAACGGAGGCGGCCCACGAUCUCUUGGAGCUCUCCCGAUCACUGCCACCGUUGCCACCGCCGAGCGUUGUCGCGAUCGGCCCUCAGAGUGUAAUCGAGGCGCCGGCGAGCGACGUUCAAGAGAUGACGGUCUAUCAACCAACCGAGCGAUCGAUUUAUCAAGUGAACACGAUUGAUCUGACCAAUUCGAGUGUCUACAGUCACUCGAAUCAUCAGCAACAACAACCUGCAGCCGCAUCCGCCAGUAUUAUUUACGAACCUGGCACACCUAUCGUACCGCCCACAGGCAGCGUCUUUAUACCGCUAUCACCGGUGCAGGAGAUCUUGCUGACGUACAGUACGUCGACUAUACCGUGCACGCCGAUUAUUUCUCAGCAAUCGCAGUUUCCGUCACCGGAACAGCAGUCGCAACAGCAAGCGCAACCGCAGUUACAACAACAACCUCAGGCUCAACAGCAACAACCGUUGCCACAUCAGCGGCAACAGCAGCAGCAACAACAACAGCAGCAGAUCGCAACGAAGCCUCCGCUGACACCGCCGACCUCCGAAUGCAGCAGCGACAUUGAAAACAGCAAUCCGAACUCGCAACCGAUGCAAAAGGACAAGGAGGUGCAGACUGUCAUGCAUCAAGCGGAAGGCGUGAAACCGGUGACUUACACUUACGACACGUUACUCGUUACGGAUGGGAGAUCGAAAAAUAAAAAGACAUCUCUCGUGACGAAGAAUCAGGAAACUCAGUCGAUCGAGACGAUCGUGAGUUCCAAGACUAUUCGUUACACAUGCUGCGAGUGCGGCAAGCAAUACGCGACCUCGUCGAAUCUGUCGCGGCACAAGCAGACGCAUCGCAGCAUCGACUCGCAAUCGGCCAAGAAGUGCAUCCAUUGCGGCAAGGCGUACGUCAGCAUGCCCGCCCUGGCGAUGCACGUGCUCACGCAUAAACUGACACACAGCUGCGGCGUCUGCGGCAAAAUGUUCUCGCGGCCGUGGCUGCUUCAGGGUCACUUGCGUAGCCACACCGGCGAGAAGCCCUACGGAUGCGCCCACUGCGGCAAAGCGUUUGCCGAUCGCUCGAAUCUACGUGCUCACAUGCAGACGCACUCCACCGACAAGAACUACGAGUGCCCCAAGUGUCACAAGUCGUUCGCGCUCAAGUCGUAUUUGAACAAGCAUCUGGAAUCGGCGUGUCCGGGAGACAACGACGAGAUCAGCAACGACGUCGACACCCCGCCAUAAUUUGCCGAGAUAUCGAUGCGCGACGACAUCGAUCGAAAUAGAUUCUCUUUUACGAACAGACGGUGGUAAUCGGAAAUUAACAAGUUUUAUCUUUUUUUUUUUUUUUACUUAGAAUUUAUCUGAUUUUCUCAUAUUAGACGAAAUUUUCGCUUUUACGUCGGACAACUUUACGUAAUUUGUAUUAUGGCAUGACGCCCGGAGGAUUAAAUUUGCUGAUACAGUCUUGCGAUCGAUUGUGACUAUUCUCAUCUAUCUGAUGCGUAAAAUAAAACGCAUCACGCUAACUAAUCAAUUCUGCAAUUUGCAGUCGGUCGUGCACAACGUAAACGGAAAAUUGUAGCGACGCCAUCACGCUGACCGGCAAUGCGAAAUAGAAAAAAAAAAAAGAAAAAAAGAGAAAAAAAGAAACAAAUACACAGAUAGAUAGGUUUGCACGCUCGAAAGAACCUAAAGGAGAAAAAAGAGGGAAACAUAUAUCGAAAGAGGCUACAGGUCUGUGCGAAUGCGAGAGAAGAGAAGAGAGAGAGAGAGAGAGAGAGGGAGAAAGAGAUUGGUUUGGAUAGUUUCGUACAGAAUUUCGAGUCUAUCGUUGCAUUCGAUGGCGACAGAAAGCUUUCACGUUUUCUUUUGUCUUUAUGUGCGAAGCCGAAAAAUUCACACUUGCAAAGCUCGGAAAAAAAAAAAAAGGUUCAUUAUCAGUUUUCGGAUUAUUCGUUUACAAUUCGAAAGAACCACGCUGUGGUUCUUUUUUGCAAUUUUUGUUAAAUAUUAAGUUCGCUAAAUUAGUAAAAAUUUUGCUCCUUCUCUCUGUGGAGAUUUUUUUUUAUUUUUAACAUUUCGUCGCGACGGAAAUAUCGAAUUCGAAUUUGUGCCAGAUCAGAAAAAUGAAACGUUACAAAAUACAACAAAAUGAGUGAGAGGCGCAAGAAAACGACGAAGAAGCGACGGGGAAGAGCUUUUUCUCCAAUUAGUCGAUACUUUUGCUCGAAAUUGUAGAACCGAGUUAAUGACUCUUGCUGUCGCUAUCGAGAGAAGGCUCCGUUCUUCUUCUUUUGUACGUCAUAGACGACGAUCAGACGUCGAAUCUUCGCUAACAUCCAAUUUCAACGGGGGUAUCUUUCUCGGUAAGCGCAAAGUAAUUCGAUUUACUCGUCGGCUUAAACGUCGCGAACGAAGGUGAGAGGAAGGACGGAGGGGUUGGAAGGAAGGGGGGUGAAAAUCUCGGCUUCGCGGGAACGAGGACGAGAAGGUAAUUGACAUAUCGGCGUCUCUGGAUCUCUCUCUCUCGCUCUCGUCUCUCUUCUUCUCGCGCCAAGAGGUUUAUCUGAAUAUUUCAGUCGCUUCUCUUCAUUCGAGAAUAUUUGACCUAUAUUUUCCGAAUUAUUUUCUCGAUUCCCAUUCGAACGUUUUCUCUUUGACAUUGAGAAGAAGUUUACGAAUUGCCACACGGAUUUUUAAUUAACGAAUCAAGUAGAUUCCGUGAUUGAUUUCAUUAAUGUAAAGUAAAUUUAAUACUCAAUUCCAACUUACAAUCUCAAUCGGUCGAUUGUUUUUUUUUUUUUUUUUUUUUUUGUGUUCUUUGGAAGAUAAAAUCUCUCUUUUUUUUCAUCAAGGACCAAAAAAGAAUAAACUUAAUAAUUAAUUUUAAUCUCGAAAAACAUCGGUGAAACCGAUUGUUCGUCAUUGGCGAGAAACAACUACGUGCCGCGCGAAGUUUCGCAAUAUAUGUAAUUUAAUUUAUUCGCAAAGCCGUGUUUGUUUACGGAUUGUUUUCUCGAGCGUAUAUAUAUACGGCUUUACCAAAACAACUUCAGUCUUUGGAGAGACUAUCGAGACCUUUUUAAUACACAGACAUUUUCUGUCAAUAAAAAAAAAAAAAAAAAGACGGCUCAGACAAGUCUGUCAUGUAAAAAAAGAAAACGAACGCUUCGACGUAAAACGAUAUUCAAUAUUUCACUGUGUCUCUGAGACUUCGGAUAAGACUUUCGCUGUAAUCAUACUCGGAGCGAUUGCAAUUGAUAUACAUGACCACGGGAUAUAAAGAAAAGUCACGUCGAAGCAUCGAGACGCUCAACAAUCUGUUCGCCAACGUCGGACCUUCGAACAAAAUGGCAUCUUCUUCUUGCCAUCAACGAUCGAUACGAUAGCAUCGUGGAUGCAAUUAACUUCAUAAAAUCGCGAAAAGAAAAAACGACAAUUGGAGAGUCUAGAAUGAGCAGCGAUAAAAAUCAUCGAUCGCAG
Messenger RNA from Pseudomyrmex gracilis, 4637 nucleotides. RefSeq names its product protein escargot-like. The record is from RefSeq and is a predicted model, not a curated record. Gene Ontology annotation, molecular function: DNA-binding transcription factor activity, RNA polymerase II-specific; RNA polymerase II cis-regulatory region sequence-specific DNA binding. Lineage: Eukaryota; Metazoa; Arthropoda; Insecta; Hymenoptera; Formicidae. Bases 609 to 2396 code for a protein of 595 amino acids. The transcript has 3 exons. Gene Ontology annotation, biological process: regulation of transcription by RNA polymerase II.